Molecule: messenger RNA, 2747 nt
Organism: Sarcophilus harrisii (Tasmanian devil)
Lineage: Eukaryota; Metazoa; Chordata; Mammalia; Dasyuromorphia; Dasyuridae
Gene: P2RX6
Product: purinergic receptor P2X 6
Exons: 13
Coding region: 1200-2747 (515 amino acids)
Biological process (GO): response to ATP; monoatomic cation transmembrane transport
Cellular component (GO): plasma membrane; nuclear inner membrane
Molecular function (GO): extracellularly ATP-gated monoatomic cation channel activity; purinergic nucleotide receptor activity
Source: RefSeq, a predicted model, not a curated record
GGAAGUGUCUGAGUCUGGAUUUGAACUCAGGCAGAUGAGCCUGCCUUAUGUCCCAUAUGUCUACAUUCAUACAAUAACUCUCUUGUUACCUGUACCUAUACCUGUGGGCCGCUAGAUGGCAUGUCAGUGACAGGUAGUCAUUUUUCCAGUCCAGGGCAUAGCCACGUGGCCCUGAGCCCAAAAACAGGUGGAGAAGGGGAGGGGCAGGGAACUCCCUCCCAACCUUAUACCCUAACAUUGUACCCCACCUUAGGCCUGCGGCGGAAUAAUCAGGGCGGUGGAAGCUAAUGACCCCAUGAAAUAUCAAGAAUGAACAAAACAAAGUGAAAAGGCUUUUAAAAAGUGAAAUAUCUCAUAGAAAAAAUAACCUGCAAAACAGACAUAAUUUAAGAGUCUUUGGAAAUAUAAGAGGUCAAGAACACCAAAGAAACUAAUGAAAAAAAAGUAAAGGAGAUUUAGCAGCAACAGAUAUUUAACUAGAGUAAGGCAGUAAUUAUCCAGACCAAAAUGACAUCGUUGUCAGAGUCGAGUUAGUGGCUAAUCAGCGCUCCGAGCUCUGCCACGGGCUGCCACAAAUAGUGCACAUGAACACACGGGCUGCUUCGCUAACGGGGUAGCUUGUGUUUGAAAUGCACACGUGGAUCAGUGGAACACAGUAGACAUACAAUAAAUACACAGCAGUAAAUGAUGAUGGUAAUCCUGUGUUUGAUAAAUGCAAAGAUUUAAGCUUUGGGGAUAAGAAUCCACUGAUUCAAAAAAUUAUUGGGAAAACUGGAAAGUGGUUGAAGGAAAUUUGGAAAUAGAUCCCUGUCGUAUAUCAUUUACAAAGAUAAAAUGGAUAAUUGAUCUAGAUGUAAAGGAAGAGACCAUAAGAAAACUAGACUAACACAGGACACAUUACCUGCCAGACUUAUGAAUAGAAGGAUUUAUGAAUAAGAGGUAGAAUUGUGAGAUGUAAAAUGUUAUGUACAUGGCAUGGAGAGGCCAGAGGUUCAGGAUAUGCGCGUUAAGUAAAGACAGAAAUUGAUGAUUAACUCCGAGUGGCCUGGAACUUAUCAAGGCAACCCAGGUGGGGAAUAACGCAGAUGGGGUCUAUAUAAGUAAUUGUAACGGCGCCAUGGGGAGAUAUAUAAGAGGAGAAGAACGCAGGAGAGAGGGAAGUGGCAAUAGACGUUUGCUGUGCCUAACAGUCUGGUGUGAUGGUGUUUGGUGAGGAAGAACGCGGCGGGGCGGUGGCUGCGCCGGAGACGGCAGAAGACCUGGUAAGGUGGUCCCUGCUCCUCCAGAAGGGCUACCAGGAGAAGGACUCUGACCCCCGCGUCUCCGUCAUCACCAAGCUCAAAGGCGUCUCCGUGGCCCAGAUGGAGGCUCUGGGAAGCCACGUGUGGGAUGUGGCCGACUAUACGAAGCCCCCCCAGGGAGAAAACGUUUUUUUCCUGGUCACGAACUUCCUCGCUACCCCGGAGCAGGUGCAGGGCAAGUGCCCAGAGCACCCCUCAGUGCCCUUGGCUCCCUGCUUGGCUGACGAGGACUGUCCUGCCGGAGAGACGCUGAGCCACAGCCACGGAAUCAAAACCGGGAAGUGCGUCCCCUUUAACUCAUCCUACCAGACCUGCGAGAUCUGGGGCUGGUGCCCCGUGGAGAGCGGCCCCGUGCCCAGGAAGCCCCAGCUGCUGGAGUCGCAGAACUUCACCCUCCUCAUCAAGAACUCCAUCACUUUCCCCAAGUUCAACUUCCUCACGGCGCUUCUAGGUCCCCCGGCUCCCAGCUCUGCGGCCCCACCGGUCUGGGAGCUCGGCAGAAUUCUGGGGUCACAGGCCCCCGUCAGUGCGGGGCUGGUCCCCCCCAGCUCUAGGAGCCCCUCGGACCCGCUUCCGUCCCUCAGGGCCAACACCCUGGAGACGCGGGACGGCGGGUACUUCAAGCGCUGCCGGUACCACGCGCAGGCCAGCCCGCUCUGCCCGGUCUUCCGCGUGGGGGACGUGGUGGCUGCGGCCGGAGGGGACUUCGAGGACCUGGCCCUCCUGGGGGGAGUCGUGAGGAUUCAGAUCACCUGGGACUGUGACCUGGACCGCCCGGGCAGCGAGUGCCAGCCCCGCUACUCCUUCUGGCUGCAGGAGAAGGGCCACAACUUUCGGGCAGCUGUGCGCUGGUGGAGGCCGCCGGGGAGGGAGGCCCGCAGCCUCUUCAAGCUCUUUGGGAUCCGGUUUGAGAUCCUCGUGGCCGGCCAGGCCGGGAAGUUCAGUGUCAUCUCCACGGGAAUCACUCUGGGCACGGGAAUGGCCCUGCUGGGGGCGGCCACCUUCCUCUGCGACCUGCUCCUGCUCUAUGUGGACCGACAGGCCCCUUUCUAUUGGGGGGAGAAGUAUGAGGAGGUGAAGAUCCCCCCCCCCUUCCUGCUCUCCCUCCUCCCUUUUCCCCGCAACCUGCCCAAGGCCUUCCGUUUUCCCACCCUUCCCAUGCCCAGUGGUGAACCCGUGGUCAGAGUGGACCUCAUCCUAAGCCCUAAAGAAACUGGGGAAACUCUUUUCGGCUUCUUGUCCCUCAGCCCUUCCCCGCCCUUCCGGCCUCCCAACUCCCCUCAGGAACCCCAGAAACCCCCAGGGGCAGCCAACUUCCCAGGGGCAGCCCCCACCCCAGGGAAGGGAAUCCGGGCCCACCCCAUGCCCAGGGCCUUAAAAAGUACACCCUUCUUCUCGGAGGGUCAGGCCCAACUCCCCCAUCCUGCCGGGGCGGGGCAACUUUGA